UAUUUUUUAAGGCGAAUAUGGAAGAACCUGCUAGACAGAUCCCAGAGGAACCGAUAGAGCAAGACCAAGAUGAGGGUGUUGUAAGGAGAAGAAGGAGGAUGGUCCAGAUCGCUGCUCCUGAUCUUAUUAACAGGAAUAUUGAGUACCUAGAGGGAGGUAUUUUGAGGAUUAUCAAUAGAAUCUUUCCAAUGCCGGUAGAUGGGGUUGGUGAACGAGAAGCUUACUCCAGGUUUACCUCUUCAGAACUUGCAUCUUAUAUGAUUAACUUGUUAAAAGAGCGAAUUAUAGUGUUGAGACUUAUCUUGACCAUAUUUGUUAUUGUGUUUACAAACUUGACUAAUGUUAUUUUCUUUUUACCCAAUAAAAAUUCAAAGUGGGAUCAAUUACUAAAGACAAUGAUUUACCUUACACCUGUCUGGCAGUUGAUAUGGUUCAUUCUUUUACUAAUGGGGAAGAAUUACUCAAAAGUUUACAUAACCAUUAAGCUCAUUUGUAUCUCAUUGAUAUGCAUGACGUCCGUGGUUGCUUACCUUGGAGUGAAUGUGCACCCUUCCCUGUUUCAAGCAUGCGACUCAAGGCUUAUAUUUAUAGUCUGAGUAAUAAAUAUCUUGUCAAUUAUGCUCUGAUCCUUCUUUGUUUUGUUCAGCAUUGUGCUGAUAAUUAUUGCUAGUGUCAUUUCAUUAAUAUUUGCUAUUGCUUUUUUGCCAUUCAUGUUGAUAUAUCUUUUAAGUUAUAAUACUUGCAAAGAAGGGGUGAAUCAGGCCUAUAAGAUCUAUAACAUUAAUAGAAUGAGGUCUCUAUAUCACUCCCAGCAAUACGCCAAUGGACCCAUCCAGGAAAAUGGGGAAGGAUGAGGAACUUGAGUCAUUUGUUUUCUUGAAUUUAAAGAAGAUGUAGACUAUGUGCUCAAUUUCGAUUGAAAGCAUGUCUUUCACCAACAAUGUGUAGAGAAAUGGAUGAACAUGAACAAGAAUUCAUGCCCUCUUUGUAGAAAUAAGAUAUUUUAAUGACAAAAUUCUUUGAAUUAAGCUUUAAAAUCUUUUGGGUUUUCACCCAUGUUUGAAAUAUUGGCUCUGAUAUUGUAAAACAGAUUAGUAAAUUAUC
Messenger RNA from Moneuplotes crassus, 1104 nucleotides. NCBI's taxonomy places the organism in Eukaryota, Ciliophora, Spirotrichea, Euplotida, Euplotidae. The record is from the annotation of a GenBank genome assembly.